Ectocarpus siliculosus is the source of this 3435-nucleotide messenger RNA. Lineage: Eukaryota; Phaeophyceae; Ectocarpales; Ectocarpaceae. The record is from the annotation of a GenBank genome assembly.
AUGGAGCGGAUAGCGCGCGCCUUCCUCUUUCACGAGGAUCUGGCCACUCAAGACGAAGGAGCCACGCUGGAUGAAGCGCUGGAGCAUGUACUCUGGUACUAUCCCGCCGAGGCGUCGCGCCCGGAGCGCGUGAAGCACGUUGGUCUGGCGCAGGCCCUACUCGCCUUCGGUGACCGCUUUCACCAUCGCCACCAGCAGCAGCAGCGGCGGCGGAGACGGCGGAGACGGCACGAAAAUGGUGCCGCUGCCGGCGGCGGUGACGGCGGCGAAGAGGAAUCGAGGGAGUGGCCUGGCGUGCCGUCGGGGAAGGUCGAGGUGGUGCGCACCAGGCAGCAUUGCCACGGCUUCUUGGAGUGCGAGCCAGGGGUGUGGCUGGUGAUGGUAAUGGUCAGCCGGCGGCGACAGGAGCAGCAGCCGGAGGACGCUGGAAACCCGAAGGCCUCACGCCCCUCCACCCGAAGCCUGCUCCGCUCCGCUGUCUUCGGCCGGGGCAUCGGCAUUUCCCCUCCGUCAGCGACGACCGACCCGCGAGGCCACGGGAGCAGGGCUGAUCAUCGCGUCGAUGCCGCCGUCCGGUCGCCCUCUCCGGCGGCACGCGACCGUUCGCCUUCUUCUCCUGCUGCCGCGCGGUCGGUCAGGAAUGAUAGGGCUGGAGGAGGUGGCGGCGGGUCCGGCGACUGGGUGGACGAGACGGCGCUACAUGCGGCGAUGGGGACGGCGUACCAGACCUUGGCGUUGAUGCACGGGCCGGUGUCUUCGGCCCUCGACGCCCCGGCGGCGUUGCCGCCGCCGCCGUCGGGGGAGGGCGUGGGGGGGGGAGGCGAUAUCACCGUCCCCGGGUUGGAAGUGCUUCGGAGGCUUGCCUCCGCCCGAAAGCGACUGCGGAAGGCUAAGAAGAAGGCGCUGGAUCUGGCAGAACACGCCGCUUGUUCAGGGGAGGUGGGAGAGAUCGGCGAAGAGGGGGGCUCCGUGGAAUCGCUCCGCCAGGAGUUGCUAGAGAGCCGCGUCAGGCUGGAGGAGCGGGAGGUGGCGGUGUUACUGCGAGCCUCCCCAGCUGAGUUUCUGAGGGAAACCUUGGAAGACUUCUUCUCGAGCUAUCUCCCGGGAGCGGGCCUAGCGGAGCCCCACUUCCACCUCGACAUGGGAUAUCCCCAAUCGCUGCCAAUGGACCCUUACCGGCGGCAGCUGGGCCUUCGCAUUCAACGCCGCGUGCGGCAACGCAUCCGCUCCCUCCUUCUCGGCGGUGGCAUCGACGUCGAGGUAGACUUCGCUAUGACUCUAGCCGGCGGAGCGCUUCUGUUGGCAUGCAAAGACCCGCAGCCGGUUGCGGCGGCCAUCCUUGGGCAAAACAGCACCGCCGGCGUGAACUCCUCGACGAGAAACGGUUGCAAGGAAGAGAGACAGACGAACGGCGGCGUCGACAAGGCCAGCGGCGGAGGCACCGGCGGAAAAGAAACUGUCGAAAACAUUCUCGGCCGGGACGCAGCAAGCGCCGGCUCCGAGAAGCAGACUCCCGGGGAAACGGGAGGCGACGAAUCUCGAGGCAAGCCCCAGCAGCAGCAGUCGGGCGGAGGAGCCGUCCUGUCGGGCAAGGAGGCGUUGCUGUUGGUGGGGUACCUGCACGCCGCCGCUCUCACCGCCGCGGAGACCGGGAGGGCGCAAGAAGGAAGCGUCGCCGGGCCGUCGGGGGCGGCGGCGGCGGCGGCGGCGUCCCCGUUGUUGGGCGAGGAGGACGGCGGUAAGGAGGAGGGCGGCGAGGAAGAGGGCCCGCCGAUGUCUCUUUGGGCCGCCUUCCGGAGCGGCAUCUCUAGCAACGAUGACGACGACAACGAUGCUGGCGUGAAGGGGAGCGGCGGCGGCGGCGGCGGCGGCGGCGGGGUGCGACCAGCACGGCCGCCGCCGGCUACCGGGGCAGGAGGCCUGUUGCGUCGCGACGGGAGCCUGGCGUCUUGCGCCGAAGCUUCCGUGCUGCGGUAUGGUGGUGACACCGGCGAUUGUGCCAUCUGGGCCCCCGAACUCCACUACGGUGUUGCUGAACGCCCUGGGAUCACACGAGACAAUCCAAGAAACGAAAAGGCGUUUGCGGCACGAGGCAGCACACCACCGGCGGCGACGUCAGCGGCGGCGGCGGCGUCUGCCGAUGCGGGUUCUUUUACCGGUCGAGAUGGAAACUCCUUCCAGAGACGGCGGAGACGGCGAGCUGUGGCCUACGUGCGGGGCGGGCUGUGCGCCCUCGUGGCCUUCCGUGAACGAGAGCGACGGUGCGAUGGCACUGGUGGUGCUGCUGGCGGGGAGGAGGUGGCAACGGGCGAUGACGCACAAGGGGAAGUCGGACAGCCGCGACUAGACCAGGGGGCGGCACACGGCUCGGAUGAACCGCGCUUUAGCUGGCCAGCCGACGAUGAGCGGGCGGGGGCCGGCGGGUGGAGUGAACUGCAGUUGCUCUCUCUGGGACGAGCCAUAGAGACGAGCUUGUCGGAAGACCCCGAUCUCACCGUGCUAGAGGACGACGUCGGUGAUUUCUACUUCCAGCUGUUGACGGCGGGCGAAGACGCCGGCGGCAACGACGCACGGUCGGGUAGCGGCGGCCACCCGCGGAGACGCCAGCAGUCUCGCAGAUCGGGGCCGGUGCGGACUGUCCACCACCAGGACUCCCCUCUCCCUUGCUUCUCCGGGACCGGGAUCGUGCGCCACCCCCCCGCCCCCGCACCCGCCGCUCAGCUUGGCGGCUCCGGCUUGCCGGUGGGGGCGGGCGACGACUCCGCGGGCGCUGAGGACGACAACCGCCUCAGUGUCUCGGGGUCAUCUGGUGAAGGCCCCGUCGUCGGAAGACUAGCUGCCGACGUUAGCAGCAGCGGCGGCGGCGGCAGCAGCGCGUUGUUGCUAUUCGGGGGUCGAAAGGAGUCCGGUGUAUGCGGGGGGGAUGGUGGAGGCAACGGGAGCGCCGGCGGCGAUGUCGGCCCCCUGCUGGACGCGUUCGGGCGGCAGGGCAGACCCGACCUCGGAGUGGAGGCGAUGAGAAGGAGAGGCGCCGGGGGAGAGCAGGAGCUGUCCGUGCUGGACGAGGUUCACGCCUGCUUGACCAGAGGAGACGGCGGCGGAACCGGGAGGAGCGCCGCUUCGCCCGCUGCCCGGGAGAUCGGCAUCCGAACGUCCAUGUCGAAAGGGAACCGGUGGGUGAUCGGGAGGCGGCUUGCUGGGGAGAGCGGCGGCGGCGGCGGUAGAAGCCGCCUUGGGCAUGAAGUGUAUGCUACCAUCGAGGCGCCCGUUUUGUCCGUCGGGGACGCACGCGCCGCCGCUAGCAGGGUGUUUUCGGGGGUGGCGUGCGACGGUCUCGCUGCCGGUGAUGGCGCUGUUGCUGGCCGCCAGAGCGCUGAACCCGAUCGAUCGAGAGCGUCUGAGAAGGGGCUUGAGCGGCGGCGUUUCCUGAGAUAG